CUUACUUUCGGUUUUUAACCAUACUGGAUUUUCCCCUUCGCUCCGAAGGAUGAUUCAAACUUUGUUAUUACCUCACUGCACCUGGUCGUCCAUAUGUCGGAGUUGAUUUAAUUCGUGAAGAACAGGAUUUCGAGAGAUACAGACUCGUGAAAAGGAAUCUUACAGAAAUAUUUCUUGGCAGGAUAAGAAGCUAUGAAUGACAAAGAGGGUAUUGAAGACCUCAAAGACCUCACCAGAAAGAAAGUGGAAGGUAGAGUUCUUACAAAUGAUGACAUAAAACGUUUUGUAACAGCAGUCUCUACCGGUCGAGUAGACGAAAAACAAAUAGGAGAAUUGUUGAGGGCUAUCAAAUCGAAUGACCUGAAUUUAGAAGAAACGGAGUUCUUAACAAAAUGUAUGAAAUCUGAUGACGUUAUAACUUGGCCCGAAAGUAGUAAAGAAAUGAUUGUUGACAAACACAGUACCGGGGGCGUCGGUGACAAAACCAGUCUGGUUCUUGUGCCAAUUCUCGCCUGCUGUGGCUUGAAGAUCCCUAUGGUAUCUGGUAGAGGGCUAGAACACACUGGAGGUACUCUGGAUAAAUUGGAGUCCAUUCCUGGUGUCAAUGUGGACUUCCCUCCCGAAAAAAUUGAACCGAUGGUAGACAAAAUCGGAUGCUGCAUCGUUGGACAAACAAAAAAUUUUGUUGCCGCCGAUAAAGAGUUAUACAGAUUGCGUGACCUCACCGGUACCGUAGAUAGCAAUGGUCUUAUUGCAUCUUCUAUUUUGUGUAAGAAGGCAGCAGCAGGCAUCAAAACCUUACUUCUGGACGUGAAAUGCGGCAAGGCAGCGUUUAAGAAAACUCAGAGCGAUGCUGAAGAGCUGGCCAAUUUGAUGGUUGAAAUCGCUAAUAGGCUCGGCGUCCGGACCACGGCACUUAUUACCCAAAUGGAUCGCCCAAUCGGACUAGCGAUCGGAAACGCUUUAGAGAUUGUGGAAACCCUUAGAUGCCUGCGUUGGCGAUGCCCUGAGUGUGGGGAAUCAAAAAAAUGUACACAGUGCAGAGGGUGCCAGGAUAUCUUAGGUCUUGUGUAUGAAAUAGGAGAACAUUUGCUGUGCAACUCAGGUGUAAACCGGGAUGAGGCAAAGUCGAUGAUGGAAGAGAAAGUAAGGACAGGGAAAGCCUUGAAAUGCUUCGAAAAGAUCAUCAUUGCACAGGGCGCCUCGGUGAAAGCGGCUGAAAGUCUAUGUGAUCCGAAUACAGACUUUAGGACUGGACUUCCUACAGCGAAACACAUAACAUCAUUAACACAGGAAGAAAAUGGAUAUGUUCACGAUAUUGAUGCAAUGAAGUGUGGAGAAAUCUGCUGGAAUCUCGGAGCAGGCAGAUCUAAAUCCGGCGACAAUCUGAAAAUGGGAGUAGGUUUAGAGCUUCAGGUCUGCUAUGGUGACGAGAUCAAAAAAGGUGAUGUAUGGGUCAAAGUUCAUCAUGAUACCGACGAUAUUCCGGCGGACGUACAGGAGCUGUUAAAACAGAUUUUAGUUGUCAAAGACCAGGAGGUGACCAACACAAACGGAUCACGUGUUUUGAAGGUCAUCCCCCCCUAAAACUUGAAGUCGACCGACAUGCAAAAGGAAUUAUGUGCUGGAUACGUUCACGAUAUUGAUGCAAUGAAGUGUGGAGAAAUCUGCUGGAAUCUCGGAG
This is a messenger RNA of Ylistrum balloti, 1684 nucleotides long. Its product is annotated as thymidine phosphorylase-like. The coding region runs from base 193 to 1587 and encodes 464 amino acids. Gene Ontology annotation, cellular component: cytosol. The transcript is spliced from 12 exons. The record is from RefSeq and is a predicted model, not a curated record. Lineage: Eukaryota; Metazoa; Mollusca; Bivalvia; Pectinida; Pectinidae. Gene Ontology annotation, molecular function: pyrimidine-nucleoside phosphorylase activity; 1,4-alpha-oligoglucan phosphorylase activity. Gene Ontology annotation, biological process: pyrimidine nucleobase metabolic process; pyrimidine nucleoside metabolic process.